Molecule: messenger RNA, 2898 nt
Organism: Recurvomyces mirabilis
Lineage: Eukaryota; Fungi; Ascomycota; Dothideomycetes; Mycosphaerellales; Teratosphaeriaceae
Exons: 3
Coding region: 1-2898 (965 amino acids)
Biological process (GO): phosphatidylinositol dephosphorylation
Cellular component (GO): endoplasmic reticulum
Molecular function (GO): phosphatidylinositol-4-phosphate phosphatase activity
Source: RefSeq, a predicted model, not a curated record
AUGCCUGGCUUGGUGAAGAAGAUGCUAAUUUGCGCCGCAGCAGACGGCCUCUUCCUACAUCCUGUCGGCAGUCGAGAACAUAGUGUUUGUAUUAGCUACGGCAAUCAUGCAAUUACAUCUGCGACUCAGGACGAUGGAAACAGUGCAGUCGAGAAGUCGGUCGAGGUGCAUGGACUGAUUGGACUCUUGGACCUUGUUUCGAGUAGCUACCUGGUGGUCACAACUGGCAGAGAGCAAGUCGCUCAGGUACGAGGGAAGCCGAUCUACACCAUAAAGGACGUCGCACUCAUCCCUCUCUCCUCGCAAAUCAAGGCGGAAAAAGCAGUCACAGAAGCACAGAAGAGCCUGAAGCAAGGCCACUCUACCGGAGAUCAGACGGAAGAAAGCGAUGUUGAGGAUGACGCUCAGGAUGAUCAAUCAGUGGCAGACGAUCAAGAGCCAGUACCAGAAGCUGCCGCACUCGAGCCGCCAAAACCAGGGCCACUAAAGAAGAGCACGACUUUUGUGAAGAAUGUGGUGCAGGAGAAGGGUAACUAUGGACACUUUGCAACGAAGUGGUUCAGUAAGAGUGGAUGGAAUGCUAGCGGGAGGAAGCAGCAGGGUAUGGGCGAGGAGGAUAACUUGACGGAGGAGCAAAAGGCGCAGGCAGCUGAAGUACUGCCAAAGGAUGAUAGCGCAGCAAACGUCGUUCCAGGACAGAUUAGCACGCCUGUUGCUGAGGAUGGCAGGGGCGACAAGAACGCAGACAAGAAGACAGAGACGAAAAAGCAAAGUGUACUGGAAUCCUUGACUCCGCGAAUACUGCGCAGCGUGAAGCUCUACUUCAGCGCGAGUGGCUUCUUCUUUUCCUACGAGCACGAUCUAUCCGGCACAUUGAUGCAACGAGAGAAUAGCAGCUCUUCCCUACCACUUUGGAAACAGUAUGACGAGCUGUAUUUCUGGAACCGCCACCUUGCUGAGCCAUUUAUCAAAGCCGGCCAGGAUGCACUCGUCUUGCCACUCAUCCAGGGCUUCGUUGGGCAGCGAGCGUUCUCAAUCGCACGCACAGAAAGCGGUGAGCAAGAUGUCGUGGCAGAGGCAGUACAGAAACCUGAGGAGGUCGUUGCUGUACAGGGCUCGUCGAAGCCUGCCGAAUCUGCUCAAGAUCCAGCAAAGCCUUCUGGCACCAAGCAGGAAGACUUGAUGCUGACGCUGAUAUCAAGGCGCUCUAUCAAGCGUGCAGGACUGCGCUACCUCAGGCGUGGUAUAGAUAACGAUGGCAACGUGGCCAACAGCGUCGAGACAGAACAGAUGCUAUCACCACAGGACUGGAACUCCUCCGCCAAGACUUUCUCUCUGCUACAAUAUCGUGGCUCUAUACCACUCUUCUUCUCUCAGACGCCAUACAGCUUCAAGCCACUGCCAGUUCUGUUCGGCUCCGAAAGCACUAAUCAAGAAGCAUUCCGCAAGCACUUCAGCAGCGUUCAGAAGCGCUAUGGCGCUGUGCAGGCCGCCUCUUUGAUCGACAAGCAUGGCACAGAACAAUCCGCUGGAGAGACCUACGAGAAACAUGCAAAGCUGCUGAAUGAGCAUGGCGGUAUUGAUGGUAAGCAGCUGGCCUUCGAAUGGUUCGACUUCCAUAGCCAGUGUAAGGGUAUGAAGUUCGAGAAUGUUUCCAUACUACUCGAUACCUUACAGACCUCACUGAAGUCCUUUGGCUGGAUCGUGAAGCAGAAUGAUCGCAACAUCCAGCAGCAGACAGGUAUCGUACGGACCAACUGCAUGGACUGCCUCGACCGCACGAAUGUGGUGCAAAGUGCUAUCGGCGGCUGGGCACUAGAACAGCAAUUGGCAGAGCUUGGACUGAACAUUGACCUCAAGAAAGAUCCCAAGACGCAAUGGUUCAACACACUUUGGGCGGACAACGGAGACUCCAUCUCGAAGCAGUAUGCCGGCACGUCGGCGCUCAAAGGCGACUUCACGCGCACACGGAAGCGAAAUUGGACGGGUGCACUUUCCGACUUCAGCUUGACUAUUAACCGAUACUACAACAACAUCUUCGGGGAUUACUUCUUGCAGCUGAACAUCGACUAUCUGCUCGGCAACGUCGGACCGACGGCUUUUGAUGACUUUGAGGCAGAUAUGCUAAAUCAAGACUACGCUCUGGAUAUGCGAAGAGUAAGGCAGAACGCGAUCGAUACAUGUGCGAAGAUCGUACUGGAGGAUCCGAGAGAAAAUCUGGUCGCUGGGUGGACGCUAUCAUGUCCGAAGGAAGCUAACACAUUGCGUACUCUCCCCUUCGAGGAGUGCGUGCUUUUGCUCACAGAUGCUGCUCUGUACUUCUGCCGCUUCGACUGGGACGCGGAGAAAGUUGGGUCGUUUGAGAGGGUCGAUCUGGCCGAUGUGAGUGAGAUGUGGAGAGGAGCAUAUAUCACCAGUACGCUUGGGCCUACGCAUACGGACGUAGCUAGGAACGUUGGGUUCGCGUUGAGGUACAAAACUCAUGGUCAGGCUAUCGUGCGGACUAACACAAGAUCUCUGAACAACGAAGAAGCAGCAGAGGAUGAAAACAAAGGCAAAGACGAGCUGGAGAAGCAGAAGCAGCCCGAGAAGGAUGAAAGUAGAUUGCUAGCGUUCAAAGCUCUGCCACCGAAGGAGACGGCAGUGAAGCACGGCGGCGGCGAUAGUGACGACCAGGCAAUCAAAUUAAGUGAAGUUGAAAUGAUUAAGCAGGUCUGUGAUGAGGUGCACAAAAUGAUGGUUACCGUGACGAAGAAGAACACUGGUACGGAUCAUCUUGAGCUGGAGAAAGUGGCGGCAGUCGAGGAGAAGGACGUUGUGAGCUUGGUCGAGGCGAGGAAAAGUACGGGAUAUAUGGAGAGCAUUGGGUACUCGCUGAAGAAGCUUGUCUGGUCGUGA